Messenger RNA from Spizellomyces punctatus DAOM BR117, 1143 nucleotides. RefSeq lists its product as uncharacterized. Bases 271 to 1014 code for a protein of 247 amino acids. The record is from RefSeq and is a predicted model, not a curated record. Lineage: Eukaryota; Fungi; Chytridiomycota; Chytridiomycetes; Spizellomycetales; Spizellomycetaceae. Gene Ontology annotation, molecular function: protein binding. The transcript is spliced from 2 exons.
UGACGUAGACCUGAGCAGUUUGAUGAAUGGCCCUUUCUGAAGGGGAACCGGCGGAGAUGGGUCGAUUCGUCUGUUCGGACAUAUCGAUAGAGGUGUGAUGAGGUGUUGCAGCCAGCUGGCUCUGCGCUUCAAUUUGUCACCUGCAUCCUUUUUGCCCGUUUAUCAUUUUGCCCACGUCACCCCCAGCGUCGACAAGCUCCUCCAUAUAAAAUCUCACCGCCCUCCAGUCCUCGCCGGAUAAAUCUGAACUUUUACGCUUUCGGACGAACAAUGCAUAUUCAACCAACAAAACGCUCUCGACCACGGUCCUUUUCGGAACCUAUCAAAUGGUCGUCCAUUGUAAAAAUGCCAGCAUCAACAUGGACUCGGUUAUGGGAUAAGCGAAGCAUUGACUUUGGGCUACAUGCUGCGUGUUCUGCUGGCGAUAUUGGUUGGGUCAAAUUUGCCCUCGACAACGGCCAGUCUGUGAACGCUGUCUUUCACGGCAUGACGCCUCUGCACGUUGCAGCUGGACAAGGUGACAUUGGGGUCAUCCGGCUUCUUAUCCAACGUGGUGCAUAUGUAAAUGGACCAAGACUAUCGAAAACUCGCAGCGCCGACAACUUGAACGACCUAUACCACCAGCCAGAAGGCUCAUCCUUGACCAUUCGUGGUCAAACCGCUCUUCAUUUUGCCGCUGCAAACGGGCACCUGGAAGUCGUUCGCGAAUUGCUAGUACAUGGAGCAUGUCCAACCAUACGAGACGAAUUCAACUGCUCUUCCAUAGAUGUUGCGGCGGCCGUUGGGAGGAGGGACAUUGUAGAUGUUUUACUCCGAACCGCCCAGGCGUGGGAUACAAAAGAACGCGACAUUGACCGACAAUCGGUACAAUCGAGAAAGAGUGGGAACGAGGGAAGGAGCAAAAGGAUUUCAUUGUGGGGUGCAAGACGGAAUAGCUUCCUAGAGCGUCCAUAUCGAUUCUCAUUGAAGCCGAUCAUUCCCUCUGGCCGUGUGGUGCCUGUUGCUGCUUCGUGAUAUGGACGAUAGGAAUAUUGAGAUGCGGAUGAGGCCAGUUAGCGAUACCCUAUCUUUUGGACUGUACAUAUUUGUUGCAUUUGUGUGAAUAGGAAUUCUUGUCUUUUUUGCAUAUUAUUUUUUGUGUCG